Messenger RNA from Didymodactylos carnosus, 462 nucleotides. Lineage: Eukaryota; Metazoa; Rotifera; Eurotatoria; Philodinida; Philodinidae. The record is from the annotation of a GenBank genome assembly.
AUGAAAGAUAUUAAAGAAGAAUUAAUUCGACAAAAAGUUGAUAAUAGACAUUGGCAAUUGUUUGAAUCACGAUUAAAACAACAGCAAAAAUCAUCGAAAAAUGAUGAAUUAAAUUAUACGAAAAAAAAUGAUUAUUUUAUAGUCGAACAAUAUGGUGAUAAGCAAAAAACAAUGCCAAACAAAUACGUUUUGACACCAACAAAACGAUGGCAAAAAUUUUGCGAACAAUUAUCAUGCACAACAACGGAUACACACAUUUUAUUACAAUUAUUUCAAAAUGUUUGGUUUAAGGAUUGGAAUACUAGUCCAAAUACAACAUUACUAUCAAAUAAUGAGAACAUCCCGUUUCUUGAACAUCUAAACUUAUUUUGUCAUAGAUUAUCCGCAACAGACAGUGAUAAAACAAAAAUAUUGGACAUUUUAACUAAUUUCUGGUCUGGAAAACACAAAGAAAUCGAUUAA